AUGGAGAAGCUGACGGCGGGGCUGGGCCGGCUCCGCUGGAGCCCCGCGGCGCUGCCCCUCGAUGCCAUCGUCAGUCAGUGCCGUCUGCCCACCCUGGUCUGCCUGGGGCAGGGGGAGCGCGUGGAGGGGGUGACAGCCCAGGACGUGCUGCUGCUGCACUCCUGCCGGCAGUGGACCACGGUGACAGCUCACAGCCUGGAGGAGGGACACUACGUCAUCGGCCCCAAAAUCGACAUCCCGCUCCAGUACCCAGGGAAGUUCAAGCUGCUGGACCAGGACCGGGACAUCCGUGAGCCCGUGCAGUACUUCAACAGCGUGGAGGAGGUGGCCAGCAUCUUCCCAGACAGGGUCUUUGUCAUGGAGGCCAUCACCUUCAGUGUCAAGGUGGUGUCGGGGGAGUUCAGCGAGGACAGCGAGGUCUACAACUUCACCCUGCACGCCGGGGACGAGCUGACGCCGAUGGGCCAGGCAGAAAUCCUCUGCGCCAGGAGCGUGAGGGAGAAGUCCCGGUUCAACAGCAUCCUGAGGAAGCUGGGCAAGGGCAGCCCGGGGGCAGGAGCCCGGCAGGUGAAGGGCAAAAUGCCCUGCUUGAUCUGCAUGAACCACCGCACCAACGAGAGCCUCAGCCUCCCCUUCCAGUGCAAGGGCCGCUUCAGCACCCGCAGCCCCCUGGAGCUGCGCCUGCAGGAGGGGGAGCACACGAUCCGCAGCAUCAUCGAGAAGGUUCGUCUCCCCGUCAACGUGGGGGUGCCCAGCAGGCCCGCCCGGAACCCUUACGACCUCCACUCCAUCCGGGAAGGGCACUGCUACAAACUGGUCGGCAUCAUCUCCAAGACCGUGGUCCUGUGCUGCAUCCUGCGCCGGGAGCAGCUGCUCCCCUUCCAUUUCCUGCUCCUCACCGACAUGCCGCGCUUCCAGCUGCCCGAGGGCCUGCUGGCCGGAGACCCCCAGCUGGAGAAGCUGCUGCGGGACAUCUCCUCCUACUGCCAGGACCGCUUCAACCCCGAGGAGUACUCGCGGGCGGUGCGGGAAGCCAAACCCGACCUGCCCGAGGAGAGCAUCGGCCCCCGGCGCCUCCGCCUCUGCCUCCCCUCCUGCUCCCGGGAGGAUCUCGGCCGCCCCUUCCAGCGCCUCACCCUCUGCUCCUGCCUCCCCCGGGAGCCCCCCCACACCCGCUGCCAAGGACCACGAGGGGGCGUGGGGUCCGGCACCCCACGGCCACCCGAAUUCCCCGAUCCUGACCGGGAAUACGUGACCCCCGACUGGGCUGAGCCGGAGCCGAGGACUCAGGAACCUCUGGAGAUCCCUUACGAGGAGCUCUGGAGCAACCCCAACCCCGAGGGCUGCUGCCAGCCGGGGGGGGGUGGCCGGCAGGACGCGGUCACCUUGGGGGUUGUCACCCCGCUGGGCUCCCCGCGUCGUCCCGGUGUGGCCGGGGAUGAGCCCCGUGGGGACGCCCCCCCCCCCGUGCCACCCAAAUCGGAGGCGGUGAAGGAGGAAUGUCGUCUGCUCAAUGCCCCCCCAGUGCCCCCCCGGGGCAGCCGCCCCCCGGACCCCUGCAGCCCCCAGGACCCCCGGCGCUGCCCCCGGAUGGUGCCUGCAGCUUCCCCCAGCCCCAGCCUCUCCUACUACUCCUCGGGGCUCCACGAUGGGUCCGUGCCCCGCAGCAGCCCCCCCUCACCCGAUGCCUACUCCCUUUACUGCUACCCCUGCACCUGGGGUGACUGCAAAGCCGGGGAGACCCCCGGGCGCCCGCUGCCCCCCCCCACCCAGCCCCCUCCCAUCACCUCCUGGUCGGACCCUUGGGCACACGCCGAGGCGGGGGUGGGGGGCGGCUCCUCCACGCCCCUCUCGGGGGCUGAGCCCCCCCUCAAACCUUUCCGCAGCUGCCCCCGCCUCAAGCCCCCCCACCCCCAAAAACGUUUUGCCCCCUUCGGGGCUCUCAACCCUUUUUCCAUCCCUCCCGAAUGGUCCGAAAGCUCCGAGUGGUCCAAACCUCCCCCUGCAGCCCCCACCGCCCCUUCCUCCUCCUCCUCCUCCUCCUCCCCGGAGCCCUUCGCCCCCCAGGAGGACCCAGCGGCCCCUGCACGCCCACCCAAGGAGGGGGACAGCCUCCUGCUCCGGGGGGUGUCCCCGCUGCCCCCCACCAUCCUGCGUGGGGCUGAGGGGGGGGUCACCCGUCUCUACCUGUCACCGGGAGUCCUCGAGGCGCCGCCGCCGCCCCCGCUGCCUCCAUCCUCCUCCUCCUCCUCUUCCUCGGGGCGGGCAGGGGAGAGGGGAGCAGCCCCCCCGCCCGCCGCCCCCCGUCCCAGCGGGGAUGGGUCCCCGUGGCUGCCCCCGGCGGAGCUCUCGGCGCUGUCCCUGGAGGAGGUUUCCCGGUGCCUGCGGUUCAUCGGCCUCCCCGAGGACGUCGUCGCCUUCUUCUCCCGGGAGCGAAUCGACGGCAGCAUCUUCGUGCAGCUCAGCGAGGAGAUCCUGGCCGAGGACUUCCGCCUCACCAAGCUCCAGGUGAAGAAGAUCAUGCAGUUCAUCAAGGGAUGGAGACCCAAGAUUUAG
Calypte anna (Anna's hummingbird) is the source of this 2556-nucleotide messenger RNA. RefSeq names its product GRB2 associated regulator of MAPK1 subtype 2 (gene GAREM2). Lineage: Eukaryota; Metazoa; Chordata; Aves; Apodiformes; Trochilidae. The record is from RefSeq and is a predicted model, not a curated record. Bases 1 to 2556 code for a protein of 851 amino acids. The transcript has 6 exons.